Messenger RNA from Calypte anna (Anna's hummingbird), 1454 nucleotides. RefSeq names its product family with sequence similarity 180 member B (gene FAM180B). Lineage: Eukaryota; Metazoa; Chordata; Aves; Apodiformes; Trochilidae. The record is from RefSeq and is a predicted model, not a curated record. Bases 13 to 600 code for a protein of 195 amino acids. The transcript is spliced from 3 exons.
CCCAGGGCUGCCAUGGCCCCGGAGCAGCUCCACGCCUGGCUGGUCCUGUGGGUGUUUGCUGGAUCCCAGAGGGUGACAGAUGAACAUCCUCCCAGCAGAGAUGCCAGAGCCAGAGAUCCUCACCAGGGCUCAGAGGACGCCAACAUCAUGUUAGAGAUGCUCUGGAGAGGGCUGGAUAUUCAGGCCAACAGGCCAAUCCAGCUAUGGGAUGAUGAGCUGGCCUCCCUGCGCCCUGCACGGCGCUUCCUGCGGAUUUUAGAGGAAGAAGUUCCCAAAACACCAACAGAGAUUGAGGAGCACCUGAGAUAUUAUUCACUGACUGACACCCCUCUGACUCUCACUGAGUUUGAUCAUCUCCUUUUCACCGGUGUUUUCUGUGCCUAUCAGGUUCGCUCCGUGCAGGGCCUGGAUAAAAAUAUCUGGAUUAGGUUUUUUUCCCAGCUGGCUGAUGAAAUGUUUCGUGAUCUGUGCAAGGGGCUCUGCCCUGCAAACACUACCCUCCUCCUGGCUUCCUGGCCCUGGAAGGAGAAACCUUCACAUUUAGCAUCUCUGAAACAUUUCUAUCGUUCUAACCUGGCCAGGGCCAAGAGAGACACUUAAUAAGGGAAACCUCUGCAGGACACACCUGACUUCAGCUGUAUCCUUGGUUCUUUAGAAUGCUUUUUACAUAAUUCAGGGCAUUGUACAAUUAGCUUUUAUUUUUAAAGGAAACAGGACAGAACUAUAAAGUGCUUUUCACUCUUUUUUUUCUUUUUUUUUUUUUUUAAAGAGGGCUGUGCUGACAGGGGCAGUGCUUUUUAGAUGUGGUAUCUAUCAGGAUCACUGAUGCUUAUUGGAGAGAUGCCCUUGCAGUUUUUUUUCCAGGAUGUUACACUGCCAUCCUAGCUGACUUCAUUUCAGACAAUUCAAUUCAGCCUUCUUACAUUCCUCCUGAGGUUUCAGCCAGAUACAUUAUCUUUUCUCUUCUCCAGUAUCCAGCUAAGCGGAUGCUGUUGUGUUUCAUGAUACAGGUCAAAUGUUUCUUCUUUCAAAUUUCAUCUUUUUCAUCUUUCAAAUUUCAUCUUUCUGCUCACGUGGCAUCACAUUUUAUGUGUCCAUGUCCCAACUCUUCUCUUCAUUUUUCUUUAAAAAGCAACCUGUAAAUGUACGUAUGCUGUGAAGCUUUCUAGUAAUAGCAUAUUAUAUUUAUAUACGUCCAUAUCUUAGUGUCAGUUAUCAGUUUGGAAAACACUUCUUUAAAUCUCAUUUAAAUUCCUAAGAACUGUGACCUAGUUAAUUCUUCAGCAGAUUAAACUUCCUCUGUGAAGUUUUUGUGCACAGCUAUGGCACUUUACAAGCCAAACCUAAUAAAUACACAAUCAAAAUAAAAAACACACUUUUUUUUUAGAAAGAGAUAAUUAACUUUCCUGUGUCGUACACACUGCACUGUGGAAUUAAAUAGAUGUAAUUAUCUA